Messenger RNA from Penicillium manginii, 1953 nucleotides. Its product is annotated as ESCRT-0 subunit protein HSE1. Bases 1 to 1953 code for a protein of 650 amino acids. Gene Ontology annotation, cellular component: ESCRT-0 complex. Gene Ontology annotation, biological process: protein transport to vacuole involved in ubiquitin-dependent protein catabolic process via the multivesicular body sorting pathway. Gene Ontology annotation, molecular function: ubiquitin binding; phosphatidylinositol binding. NCBI's taxonomy places the organism in Eukaryota, Fungi, Ascomycota, Eurotiomycetes, Eurotiales, Aspergillaceae. The transcript is spliced from 10 exons. The record is from RefSeq and is a predicted model, not a curated record.
AUGUUUCGCGCUCAACAGAACGCUUUCGACGAUGCCGUCGCCAAGGCGACGGACGAGAACCUGACCUCCGAGAACUGGGAAUACAUCCUCGAUGUCUGUGAUAAAGUCGGUUCUGAGGAAUCUGGCGCGAAGGAGGCUGUUGCUGCUAUGAUCAAGCGACUGGCUCACAGGAACGCCAAUGUGCAGCUUUACACUCUGGAGCUUGGUAACGCGCUAUCACAGAAUUGUGGUCCGAAAAUCCACCGGGAGCUGGCCUCAAGGAGCUUUACGGAUGCUAUGCUACGAUUGGCGGCUGACCGGAAUACACAUCAACAAGUGAAGUCUAAAAUCCUUGAGCGAAUGGAAGAAUGGACUGAAAUGUUUGCGUCCAACCCGGAUUUCGGAAUCAUGGAACAGGCCUAUAUGAAGCUGAAGACUCAAAACCCGAAUCUCCAACCACCAUCUAAACCCGUGAAGCAACAGAUCACAGACGUGGAUAGACAGAAAGAAGAGGAGGAGCUCCAGAUGGCGCUUGCACUUUCCGUCAAAGAGAGAAAACCUGUCCCUACCCAGGCGUCUUCAUCUGCUGCUGCAGCUAGCGCAUCCACUCCUACACCUGCACCGGCCACUGUGGCAGAAGAGCCCGCGAUUCCUCAUCCUGUCCCUCCUGGGACUUCAGCGGCUACCGUCUCGCGAGGCGAUAUAAUUGCUGUUUUGGAGUCAGUCUAUAAAGAUUGGUGGAAGGGUUCCCUGCGGGGCCAGACCGGAAUUUUCCCUCUCAACUACGUCGAGAAAUUGGCCGACCCGACAGUUGAAGAGCUCCAUCGCGAGGCGCAGAUGGAAGGAGAUGUUUUUGGUCAAAUUAAGAACGUCGAGAAGCUCCUCACACUACUGAGCACUCGCAGCUCCGAUCUCAACGUGCAGGAAAACGAGGAAAUCACUACACUCUACCACUCAACCCUCGCUAUCCGACCCAAGCUUAUCGAGUUGAUUGGGAAAUACUCGCAGAAGAAAGAUGAGUUCACUCAGCUCAAUGAGAAAUUCAUUAAGGCUCGCCGAGACUACGAAUCCCUAUUGGAGGCUUCAAUGGCCCAGCCAGUACAACCCCAGUACGGACGACAAGGACAGCCGCAGUAUGGCUAUCCUGGUGCGGCUCCUGGUGCGGCUCCUGCUGGAUAUCCCCAAGGUCCUCCUCCACAAACCGACCAGCGUUACUUCAGCCCUCGCCCUCAAGAAACGCAACCCCCGCAGCCUCAAGGUACGCCUUUCUACGGUGCAGAGCAGCAGGCCAUGCCGUACCGGCCCGCAUCCCACUCCCCGGACCCUCGAGCCCAGUAUGCCGGAGCGCAGCCUUUGCAGCCACAACAGACACCGCAGCAAGCGCCGCCUUCCGACCCAUACCAGCAAUCCAUGCAUCAUCGUCCCCAAUCUACCUACGAUCAUCCCCAAGAACUAGGCACAUCUGUAUACGACUCGCCUGUUGACCAACACAAUGUUGGAGGACGUCCUCCUUACCCUCCUACCGGUCAAGCUCCGCCGAUUGCCCACCAACAGUUCCAACAACAGCAGCAACAAGAUUAUUCCCAGUCUGCUUACCCUGCCGAUGACUCUGCUCAGCUGCCAUCAGCCCCCGGAAUGGCACCUGUCCAGCAACCCAGCAACCAUUUCCCCCGCAGCCGCAAUCCCAUGCUCCCUACCCAGACUCACCAAGCGUUCAGCAACAAGCGCCGUCCCACCAAGCGCCGCCAGUGCCAGGUGCCGGACCUCCUCCGUCCCAAUACACCGCUUUCAACCCGGCUCCUUCAGCUCCUGCUGGCGGCGCCGAGUACCAGGCAUACCAGCCUGCACCGGCUGGGGCGCCUGCGUCGAACCCAGCAUCCUUCUACAGAUAAGCAGAGGGGUUGCUUGUGGAUAGCUGCUCGAAGAAGUCCUGAAUAUUAUGUCAUCUUGCCUUUGCUCGGAAUUGCGCCGUGA